Molecule: messenger RNA, 2654 nt
Organism: Bursaphelenchus xylophilus (pine wood nematode)
Lineage: Eukaryota; Metazoa; Nematoda; Chromadorea; Rhabditida; Aphelenchoididae
Source: the annotation of a GenBank genome assembly
AUGUCUCGGUUGGCCGAGUUGGCGCUCAAGUCGAAAGUCAUAAAUGAAUUGGUUUUCAAAUGGAGUACGAUUACUUGGUAAGUCUUUUCUCUUUGUUUUGCCUUGGUUUUUAGGAUUUUUUUGGAUGAUCUUGGUUCAAGAUACCUACAUUUAUACAAAGUGUGUGUACACAAAUAAUCUGAGGCCUUAAAUCAAGAUGUAAAAUUGUUUUGGAUGUAAAAGACGGAUUUCUUUUAUGCUUAGCUAUAAUUUUAGGGAUUUAUGAGUAAUUCAAGGUUUCGUGGCGGGACUUAAAUUGGAUCCAAAUAAUAGUAUAGUAUUUUUUCUGACAUCUUAUGCAGUUGAAAAUUGUAUUUGGCGUAUUUUACCUUAUUGUUUCGGCUUUCUAAUAUUGUACCCAUUCAUUUUUUAGCCUUCCGUAUGUUGCUCUGGACACAGCGACUGGAAUACUUCUAAUGUAUGUGCUGGUCGCCUCCGGGAUCUUCGAACGCCUCUAUCCCUUUAUAACGACAAGUGUGGACAAUCUUGACUAUGUGUUUGAAUGGUUGUUGAACAAUCCAGCUGGUCUGAAACUCAAUACACAAGUCAAUGUUCUUCUGGCGUCAUUUUUCAGAUAUCAUGUGCAUCUAUGGAAAGGUAAGUGGUUUUAUUUGAUUUUUUUGUUGAUGUUUAGGUCUGAUGAUGGGAUUGGAAUUAAAGUUUGAGAAUUUGGGAGAACAUUUCAUGGAUUUCGUGGAAAAAUCACUUAUUUUUGAAAUUUUAGGUAUACUGGAUGUAAAAUAGGUUGAAAUUCAGUUCUUUUGAUGAUAAUUGCAAAGAUUAGAGGCUUUAGCUUCUAUUUCAGUUUAUUUGCAGCAAAUUAGGUUUUAGAAUCGACAAAUUUUUCCGAUAUUUUACUUGACUAUCUAGUCUAAUAUAAAUUUUUGAUAUUUUCCCAAUUUUUUAAACAUUUUUUUGCUUCCAGCUUACAUAUCCAUGCUGUGUUCAACGAGUUUCCUCCAUAUCCUCUAUAUCGGAGCGGCUAGUGGCGCCACUGUCCUCAUGGCUGCCCUCCACGACCUCAUUUCCCUGGCGACAAUUCAUCUGUUUUGCUUCCACAUCUACACUUCAAGAUUGGCCAAUGUGUUCUUCAGGUCAUUGGGCACGUUUUGGAGGGCGUUUCGAGGGAAAAAGUGGAAUCCAUUGAGGAAUCGAGUCGAUUCUCUUCAACUUGAUGACCGCCAGAUGUUCAUGCUGACGACUUUGUUCAUUGGUACGGUGUUUUUGCUGCCGACGGUGCUGAUUUACUAUGCUGUCUUCUUUUCGGUGAGUGCGAAUGGGAUUAGGGGGAUUUUGAAAACUUUUUGGAUGAUAUUUUGGGUCUUACCACGAAGACCCUGAAAGGCAGGGCGGUGUUGUCAAGAUGACCGGUAAUGGAAGUAAAGGGUGGAAUAUAAGUUAAUAAGAGGGUUUAUAGCUUUUUGAAGUGACCAGAAUUUUUCUGCAUCCAAAAAAUUUGAAUUAUAGCGAAGAUUUCCUUUAUUUUACAAGGAAAGUACUGCUAGGGGGUAUGGAGUUACAGGUCGAGACAUACAUCAAUAAAAUCGCAAAAUUUUUCUGAUUCAGAAUAUGCAAAAAUUAGCUGCCCAAUUUUGGUUUGUAAGGGCGAAAAAACCCACAGAACUUUUCUCGCAAAUGCCUUUUUGACCGAGUUUUUAACAAUUCCAAAAAAAAUUUUUUUUUUGAGCUGGAGUAAACCCUGGUAUCUUGACAAGCCUAAAAAUAUCAUGCCCUUUUUUAUAUUGGAACUACUAAUUAAGGUGUAGUAUUAUUCAAAUUUGAUAUUGUAAGGCUUGUCAAGAUUCCAGGGUUUACUUUAGCUCAAAACAAAACUUUUGAAUAGGUAAAAACUUCGUCAAAAAGGCAUUUGCAUGGUGUUGCGAGAAAAGUUCUGAGGGUUUUUUGCCCUUACAAACCAAAAUGGGGCGGCUAAUUUUUACAUAUUCUGAAUCAGAGAAAAAGAAGGUUUUUUUGAUGUAUGUCUCGACCUGUAACUCCAUACCCCAUAGAAGUACUUUGCUUGUAAAAUAAGGGAAAUCUUCGCUAAAAUUCAAAUUUUUUGAAUGCGAAAAAAUUCUGGUCACUUAAAAAAGCUAUAAACCCUCUUAUUAACUUAUAUUGCACCCUUUACUUCCAUUACCUGUCAUUUUUAAAACAUCGCCCUGCCUUUCAGGGUUUUCGUGGUAAGACCCAAAAUAUUACCCAAAAAUUUUUUUUAAAAGCUUUUUUAGCUCUGGUCUCUCCCAUUUUCCACCCAAUACACCCUCGACUUCUUGAUCAGCCAGUUCCGAAAACUGGCCAACUUUUUCGACCAUCCCGAACUCCAACCACCCGACGAACCACCUCUUCCACCGGAAAAUUCACUGAAAACAAAGCCCAAAUGCCCGAUGAAGGUGAGCAAACCAGAAGAAGGGGAGAAUGCCCCGCUGGAACCAACCCGCGGACGCUCCAUCGACCGCACAGCAGCCCUCAGACCCCGACCAAUACGACCGCCGCAAGUCCGAAAUCAUCGAAGUGUUGCGGACCCCGAGACUACGAUAAAUUACUGUGAAACGAAAGAAAUCCGCUUCAAAAAUCGAGUGGGUCCAACCCCCAAAAUGCUCAAAGUCGCCUGA